GAAACAGAAAGAGGUUGUUCGUGGCAGGCUAUCGUAUUGUCUAUACUUUUACUUGCGAUUGAAUGCUCAACGUAACAAAUUCGAUCGAGCCAGAGGCUUUACUACAUACUAUUUAAGUGGACUGAAACAUUUGAUCGGAUGGCUAAAACCGGUAAAACUAAAAGAAAGUAUGUCAGAAAAAAUGCUGUGAACAAGAAUGUUGUGAAUGUGAACGAGAACGCUCAAUCGGCAGACAAUGGCGAUAGUCAUCCCGAUCCCGGCGAACUUUCCUUUGAGGAUACGAAAACUGUAAUUGUAAAGUAUGAGAUGGACAUUGAACCGGACGACUGUCCGGUUGCGGAAACGGUCGAUGCGUCUCAGUACGACAGUUCGCUUGAUAUAAAACCAUUCGAUUUGGAAGUACAGCAACAGCAGUUUGCGCCGGAAGAAAACGGUUUCACGUGUGACAGCUGUGGAAAGACGUACAAAAGCAAAAUUUCCUUGGUGCGGCACAGCCGCCAGCAGCACACGAAAAAGCAUCGUUGCAAGUUAUGUGGUAAAAAAUAUAUUUUAUUAACGACUCUUCGUAUACACAAAGCUCGCUGUAAAGGAAAUACGAAAUAUCCGUGUAAAGUUUGCGGCAAAACCUUCGCAAACUAUACGAGCCUCACGUUGCACGAAAAUAUUCAUGCAGGAGAGCUGCAGGUGCUAUAUAACUGUGAUUUGUGCAACAAAGGUUUCUCCACUCCGGAAGCGCUGGCGAUUCACACCCACAACGAGACCAGUGGGCUGCGGCAUGUUUGUGACGUUUGCGGAAAAGGUUUCAAUGUGCCCACCAAAUUGAAACGCCAUUCUUACGUUCAUACGGGAGAAAGGCCCUACGAGUGUACCAUAUGCUCUAAGGGAUUCGGUAGCGUGUCCAAUCUGAACACACACAUGAUAAUACACACCAACGAUAGGCCCUAUAAAUGUGACAUUUGCGGUAAAGGUUUUCAAAAUCUAGCUGUUCUGAAGAAGCACUUCGGUGUGCACACCGGAGUAAAGCCACACGUGUGUACGGUAUGUUCUAAAGGAUUCUUCAAUCUAAGUGAGCUGGUGCACCAUACAAACGUUGAUCACAGUAAAAAGCUAUCCAAAUGUCACCUUUGCAGUGCGGAAUUUUCCACUAAUCACGACCUGAAAUUACACAUGGCGGAAAGCCACAAAGACUACCAUCGGUUGCAAUGUGAGAUCUGUAAGAAGAUAAUGGGAACCGCGGUGUUGCUAAACGAGCACCGUCGAGUGCACGCCGGUGGUGAGACAUUCACCUGCAAGCUUUGUGAACGGGUCUUCAAGAGCGAGAAAUGGUACAAACUGCAUCAGACCUUUCACGAUCAGCCGGACACCUGUAAGGUGUGCGGCAAAAGUGUACAGAAGGGAAACCUCGAACGGCACAUACAGUCUACCCAUCUUACCGACCAAUGGAAACAUCCCUGCGCGCAGUGUGGCAGGCGCUUUCGACGGCCCUCCCACUUGAAGGUGCAUUAUGAGAAGUGUCCGAAACGGAAGGCUCAGCUGGCGGAACAAGAUAAAGUAAAAGAAGAGCAAGAAUUGUAAAUAAUUAUAACGACUAACGAGGAAAAUUAACCGAUUGCAUGCAGAACAUAGCCGACGUAGUAUGUUCUCGUGUUGAAUUUAUGCCAGAAGUAAAAAAGCAAACACUUAUACGAGUAAAAGUUUUACCCCAGAACCGGUGGUGUUUAACGUAAAGUAAAAUGAAUCUAUGGUUGCUGUGAUUACAACCAAUUGAAGCUGAAUACUGACGAAAACUGCUUGAAUAUUCCAGCGAAACUACUGACAUCAUAAAAAAUAGAUAGCAGGCCAUGCGCUGAAUCUAACGCAUUGUGCGAAGUUGCUGAUAUUAUUUAUAUGCACGAAUCAUGAAAAGAAAAGUGAAAUAUUUUUGUUUUUGUAGGUACGAACACGUAAAUUUCGUGUAAUGACGAACAGACGUAAUUUUUUUUUAGUUUUUAGCUCUUAUUUAAAUAAGAAAUUUAUUCACUUGCUUAAGAUCAC
Messenger RNA from Sabethes cyaneus, 2034 nucleotides. Its product is annotated as zinc finger protein 664-like. Gene Ontology annotation, cellular component: nucleus. NCBI's taxonomy places the organism in Eukaryota, Metazoa, Arthropoda, Insecta, Diptera, Culicidae. The coding region runs from base 139 to 1575 and encodes 478 amino acids. The record is from RefSeq and is a predicted model, not a curated record. Gene Ontology annotation, biological process: regulation of transcription by RNA polymerase II. Gene Ontology annotation, molecular function: DNA-binding transcription factor activity, RNA polymerase II-specific; RNA polymerase II transcription regulatory region sequence-specific DNA binding. The transcript is spliced from 3 exons.